AUGGCUUGCAUUGUCCUCCUAGACAGUGCCCCUCCUCUACCUAUAGUAACAGCCAUGGCCAAUGCAAUGUUGUAUGAGGAGAAUCUCCAUAUUGCCAGCUUUGUGUACUCUCACAUGUUGGCUAUAACAAAGAACAGGGACCCUGCAUACUAUACCCUGUCUUCUUAUUGCCUCUUGGCCCUCAAAAUUCUGGAAUCCAGGCUUAAUGAACUGACCUCCCCUUUCAACAAGGCUCUGUAUUUUCCCCUUUUCAACACUUUUCUAAACAAUGGAUUUACUGCCAAAUUCUUCAUGUCUGGUGACAAUAGAUAUCCUUCAACUAUGACCUGGCGAGCAGAUGUUACAUUUCCCCAUACCAAGGUUGACCUGGUAGAGAUUGCACUGCAAGUUCAAGGUCUAGAUAAAUUGUUUGAGGAACCAGUUAGCCAGUCUGACCAAUACGCUACCAAGCAGAAGAUCAAAGAUACCCAAGACAAGUUUCCAGCAUACCAAGAACUAACUGCCAAACAGCUCUCCGUUGGUAUGUCAGUCAAAUUUCUAGGAAACCACAUUAUGUAUUUACAUUCUUCAGAAAUGGAUCAACAUUUGAAGGCAGAAGAGUUUAGAUCAGCUAUGAUUAAGGCCUUGAUGAAAAUUGCUGAAAUGUGCGUCAAAUCGAUCAACGCUCAGUUGAGCCAUUACGUCAUUCUAGAUAUGGGGCAGAUUCUUCCUACAGCUCCUGGUUUACCAUUCAAAAUAAAUCUUAAUGCUGUCUUGGGAGCAGAUGUAACCUGGAAAGCAAAAUCAGAAAUAUUUCAGGAUGAUCUCACAGCAGGCAAAAUACAAGCACAACUUGACAACAAAUUUCUUGUCCAUGGUCAGGGAAGUUUGACCUGGGGAAUUAUGGAAGACUCUUUCCAGAAUGGAAUAGAAAUAUCCGCCAACAUCCAUUCAGAUACUGCGCUCAAAAUGAAUGUUUCACUGGACAUGCCACAAAACAGAUUUAAAGUAGAAAUUGAUAAUCUUCAGGAGAAGCAUAAUGCACUGAUUGUAAGCCAUAAAGCACAGGCUGUAGCAAGGUGCCAAAGUACUGAGGAAACGGCUCCAAUUAUUCCCGACCCAGUUGACGUUGAAGAAUGGGAUGAAGAAACUGGCAAAGGCAACAUCAAACAACAAUCUGAAAGUAGCCAAAAACCUCAAGACCUUUGGGACAGUUGCAUGAAUUUAAGUUUCUUGCCAAUAAACGCGUGCGGGAAAACUACCAAUACAGGAGGAUAUGUGCCUUACCAGAGAACAGCGCUGCAUUUGUUAUGCGCAAGACAUGAAAUGAAGUUUUGGCUUGAACCAGAAAGUGGUUUGACUAAGAUCGUAAUGGAUGCCAACUUAGACUCUGCAAAAAUUAGGAUGAGAAGAGAACUGGUACCUGAAGAAGAAGAAGAAGUGAAAGGAGAAAAACAGGAGGCUAAUAUCAAAGAUCAGAAGAGGCCAGUCCAGGAAGGUCAGAAGAGGCCAGUCCAGGAAGGUCAGAAGAGACCAGUCCAGGAAGGUCAGAAGAAGCCAGUCCAGGAAGGUCAGAAGAAGCCAGAUCAGGACACCACCUCUUCCUCUGACUCUGCUUCUGGGGUGAAAAAGGGACGAGACCAAAAGAAAGGUGGUGCCAGCAGCAGCAGCUCCACCUCCAGCAAGGACAGCAAGGAUACCAUUGAAAGCAGCAGCAGCAGCAAGGACAGCAGCAGCAGCCAGUCCCAACAGAGUGAAACAAAGGGUUCUUCCCAGAGCCAAUCUAGUGAGAGUUCUUCCAGCAGCAGUGACAGCAGCGACAGAAGCAGCAGCAGCGACAGCAGCAGUGACGGUAGUAGCAGCAGCAGUGACAGCAGCAGCAGCAGCAGCAGCAGUGAUAGCAGUGAAAGCAGCAGCAGCAGUGACAGCAGCAGUAGCAGCAGCAGUGACAGAAGCAGUAGCAGCAGCAGUGACAGAAGCAGCAGCAGCAGUGACAGUAGCAGCAGCAGUGACAGAAGCAGUAGUAGCAGCAGUGACAGCAGCAGCAGUGACAGCAGCAGUGACAGCAGCAGCGACAGCAGCAGCAGCAGUGACAGCAGCAGCAGUAGCAGUGACAGCAGCAGCAGCAGUGACAGCAGCAGCAGGAGCAGUGACAGCAGCAGCAGCAGUGACAGCAGCAGGAGCAGUGACAGCAGUAGCAGCAGCAGCAGUGACAGCAGUAGCAGCAGCAGUGACAGUAGUAGUGACAGCAGCAGCAGUAGCAGCAGCAGUGACAGCAGCAGUAGCAGCAGUGAAAGCAGCAGCAGCAGUGAUAGCAGCAGUAGCAGGAGCAGUGACAGCAGCAGCAGCAGCAGUGACAGAAGCAGUGACAGCAGCAGCAGCAGUGACAGCAGCAGCAGCAGUGACAGCAGCAGUGAUAGCAGCAGCAGCAGCAGCAGCAGCAGCAGUAGUAGUAGUGACAGCAGCAGCAAGAGCAGCAGCAGUGAGGAUAGCACCACCGAGAGCAAAAGCAGUGAGAGCAGCAGUGAGAGCAGCAGUGAGAGUAGUGAGUGCGAUGACGAUUCCAAGCAGGGAUUUCCAAAAGAGAUUCAUCAAUAUUCUUUCCGAUCUGUGAAGAAACAGAAGCCAGGAAAACAAUCUGAUGAUCCUUCUGAUUCUGACUCUCAGCUGGAAUACAAAAGAAAAGGAGACAUCAUUGGUGAACAAAACAUAAAAGACUCUGCGAUGAAGCCAGUGGCUACCAUAAAUUUACGCUACAGAUAUCGUAAUAAGCAAGAAGGUGGACAUGAUAUUGUAGUGCGCAAAGGUUUCUCUGCAGUUAAAGUGACAGUGCAAGACAUCAGACGUCCAGCCAGUCCAGUGGUAUGCUUCACCCACGUGGAGGACGGUCCUUAUAGAACAAUGACAACUCUGAGAGCUGGUGAGAACUGCAGAGACUACAAUGUUUCAUUCGAAGUACAGACCGGUUUCUUUGCUAAUAGACCAGCUCUUCAGGCAAAAUUUAAGUACCCUAAGGUUUCUGAGGGAUUUCUUAUGAUUAUGAAUCAAUUUCUUAAAUUGGGCCCUGGGUUCGCCUACCUAGCAGACUUCUCUCACAAACUCCAAAAGAAUCCUCCUCAAGAAAUUACAGUGAUUAUGGCUCUAAAACGUCCAAACGAAUGUAUCAUGGUCAUGAAAUUGCCAGAAGAUGUCCUCUACAAUGACAACUGCAGACUUCCUUAUUCAGUUCCAAUGGAUCCCAAAGCCAAAACUUCAAAAAUUGCUGAUAUUCCAAAAUUGCUUCUUGCUACUCGGAAUGGUGUUUGUACAGUAAAAGACAAGACAAUUACAAGUUUCAACAAUGAAAUCAUUACAAAAGGAUUGCCUGACGACUGUUUCAUAAAUGUAUUGGGAGAUUGUACUUGUAACAAGAAGCUGAUAGUGUUGAUGAAAUAUGAGACCAAAUACAAUAAUAGUCUUCUAAUUGAAAUCCAUACACAUAACAUUAUAUGUACCAUGAAGAUGCGUGAUGGUGAGCUCAUUCUAGAUGUAAAUAGCACUAGGAUACGGGAUGGAGUUCUCCCUCGUGCCCUGAAACAUUUGCCUCUUCGGUUCAGAGAAACAGCAACUGAGCUGGAGUUUCACAUGUCCGAAGUUGGAUUAGAAAGAGUGAAAUACACAGGACAUUCUGCCAUGGUAUUGUUAUUAUUAUAUAUUACUGUCAUUAUUACAGAAUAUUUAAAGUUGUGUUUUGUUGUUUCAGAAUGUAUUUAUGAUGUUUCAUUUCUUUUCAUGUUCAUAAAAAAAUAUAUAUUUUUUUAUCUUUUUGUGAAGUUUGAAGUCAAUACCUUGAUAGAAAAUUCAUGUGGUCUCUGUGGAUGGUAUGGUUCAGAAGCAAAGAAGUUCCGGAGACCAAGUGGCCACAUAGCCACAGAUGAAGUGAGCUUUGUUCAGUCCUGGGUGGUCCCUGAUAAAUGUGGUGGAGACUGUAAACUGCGACACACAACAGUGAGACAUGAGAAUCCAAAGUUAAUGGGACAAGAAAAUCCAGAAUGUGCUACCAAUCUUCCUGUCGCACGCUGUGCUGAAGGCUGCUCAGCCACCAGUACUACCAAAACCUUAGCUAGCUUCCAUUGUGUGCCAACUGGAUCAACCUUGCCUACUGACCUGACCAUACUGAUGGAAAAGCCUGGAGAUUUUGAAGACUCGAUUGAAUCUCACACAUCCUGUUCUUGUAAACAGGAACAAUGUGCUGCAUAAGCCUUCAACUGAGUAGACUCAGUGUAUCUUCUCUUGUAUGCUGUGGGGGCUGAUAUGUCAAUUCUAGGCUACUACACAGUUGUUAAUUAAAUUAUUUUAAGAACCCUACUGUACCCUCUUAAAUAAUCCAAUUUUUCCUAAAGUAAAUCUCAGCCUUAUUCCAAUAUAACAAAGUCAACUCUAAAUGAAACAGAUAAUUUUCUAAUAAACAUUUGCAUUCCAAAAGA
Molecule: messenger RNA, 4445 nt
Organism: Pantherophis guttatus
Lineage: Eukaryota; Metazoa; Chordata; Lepidosauria; Squamata; Colubridae
Biological process (GO): lipid transport; cellular response to estrogen stimulus; response to estradiol
Molecular function (GO): lipid carrier activity
Source: RefSeq, a predicted model, not a curated record